This is a messenger RNA of Lentinula edodes (shiitake mushroom), 456 nucleotides long. RefSeq lists its product as uncharacterized. Bases 1 to 456 code for a protein of 151 amino acids. The transcript has a single exon. The record is from RefSeq and is a predicted model, not a curated record. NCBI's taxonomy places the organism in Eukaryota, Fungi, Basidiomycota, Agaricomycetes, Agaricales, Omphalotaceae.
AUGGUUCUCGAUAAUUCUUCUACUAAUUCUACUCAACUGUUCAUUCGGGCCACCAGUCCAGUGACUGAGACAAUCGGAGAUGGUCGUCCUUCAGCAUUUCUUCCUGCUCUCUGCAUUUUGAAAUCAUAUCUUCCGCCUACGGAGCAACGGCAAGAUUUUAUGCAGCAAUCGCACGAUAACACCAUCAUUGACACCGCUUGCAACCACGAGAGAAACUUCAGCCCCGCUGGAGACACAAGUCACUCAGCUGGUGUCCUUCGAUUACCGCGAAUUUUGCCACUCGAAAAGCAGCUAGUCACUACAUCUGCCGUCAAAUUGGCUAGUGCGAGCAGGCGAAAGAAGGAAGCGAAGUUUUUUUGCCCAGUUCCAGGAUGCGACACCACCUUUACGCGUCGAGAUAAUUUAAACGGCCAGUCCACUUUUUUUGAUAUUCGAUUCGCUCGACACUGGUUCUAA